This is a messenger RNA of Beta vulgaris subsp. vulgaris (sugar beet), 1718 nucleotides long. RefSeq lists its product as hypothetical. The record is from RefSeq and is a predicted model, not a curated record. Gene Ontology annotation, cellular component: SAGA complex. The coding region runs from base 323 to 1030 and encodes 235 amino acids. The transcript is spliced from 9 exons. NCBI's taxonomy places the organism in Eukaryota, Viridiplantae, Streptophyta, Magnoliopsida, Caryophyllales, Amaranthaceae.
UCACCACUCUGUUAACCUUUUUAUCCUUCCGUAUUGAAUUCCUCUCUCCUCUCUCCUCUCCCCUCUCCCCUCUCAUACCUAUCGCCACCAGCAUCCGCCACAAUCCGCCGCUACAAUAUCGUUAAAACAAAGAAAAAGAAAACCCUAAUUUAUUCGGCCGCAAAAUAGCGUCAAAUAGUUAGUACACUUGAUUUUUGACAGCGUCAGUCUUAGCUUUCACAGUUGUGAUGCUCAUUGCCAUGCCUCAAACUUAAGGCUUUAGAUAUUUCAUUUUGGGAAUUUAAGCUGUAGAAGGCAUAAUUUGGGAUUACCUUUUGGUUCGAUGUCGACCUCGGAAAUUGCCAGCAUUCUCGACAAUUCUAAGGAACUGGAUCGCCUGAGGAAAGAGCAGGAAGAGGUCUUGAGCGAUAUUAAUAAGAUUCAUAAAAAGCUCCAAACAAAUCCGGAAGUGGUUGAGAAGCCUGGGGAUGCAUCAUUAUCGAAACUUAAGCUUUUGUACACUCAAGCUAAGGACUUGUCAGAAACUGAAGUGAGAGUAUCUAAUAUAUUAUUAGCUCAAUUGGAUGCGUUGCUCCCUCCUGGACCACCUGGACAGCAACGAAGAAGAUUAGAAGGUAAUGAGCCGAAGAAGAAACAGAAGAAGAAUGAUUCUGAUAUCUCAAGGGUAACUCCUUCCAUGAGAAAUCAAGUUGACAAUCUUGCUAGUUUGAAAGGUGAACAGGUAGCAGCUAGGGUUACUACAGAAGAAUCUGAAAAGGAUGAGUAUAUUGUCGUGAAAGUCAUACAUUAUGACAGGGAGACAAGAGAAUUUGAAGUGCUUGAUGAGGAACCUGGUGACGAUGAAGAGGGUGGUGGUGGCCAAAGGUACCCCCCUUCAUAUCUAUCUCUGGUUGAAAAUAUAAGCUUCCUGCGUCACAUAUUAUACCUUUUCCCAAACGGAAUGAUCCUACUACUGCCCUGGACUUCCCUCUCGGCAGAGCAGUUUUGGCAGUCUAUCCUGGUACCACAGCAUUGUACAAGGCAACAGUAGUGAAUCCAAAUCGCAAGAGGAAGACUGAUGAUUAUCUUCUCGAGUUUGAUGAUGACGAAAGCGAAGAUGGAUCCAUGCCAAAAAGGACGGUACCAUUCUAUAAUGUGGUUACGUUGCCAGAAGGACAUCGACAAUGAUUAUGGGCAGUUCCUUUUAUUAUUGUUUUAUAUGAUGAACAAGACAGUGAAUGGCUUAGGCCUGGAGCGUCAUUAAUUAGCAGGAAGGGCCUUCAUUGCCUGCAUAUUUUGUUACUAAAUUAAAGGUUAUGCUUAUGAAGCAGAUGUAACAUCUAGAUCUCAUGCAUUAGAGUCAUUAGCAUGUAGGCUUUUCCGUGUUUGGUUGGUUUUGUAAAGGUAAGCUAGUUAUAAUCGUACAAUAUAUCCCUGUUUCAAGUCGUAAGCAAUGACCUUUUGCUGCUUCCCUCCGAAAUCUAUAAUGCUGCUCUUUGCUGGUUGGUACUCCAGCCAUUGCGCGAUGAAGAAUUGUUUAAAUGGUGUCUAUUAUUGAAUGGUGCCGUUGCAUGAAAGGCCAAGAAAGCUUCCUGUAUGAGUAAUUGUAAAUUGAUGUAAUAUUAUACUCUGGGCUAUAUCCGUAAAGCUCUAAUAUUUACGUAACAGUAGAGAAGAUCUAAUCAAUAUUGUUUGUAUAUGCAUUACAGUGACCUCCAUAAGAGUGGUCUUUCCUUUCA